This is a messenger RNA of Aspergillus pseudotamarii, 1350 nucleotides long. Its product is annotated as adenosylhomocysteinase. Gene Ontology annotation, cellular component: cytosol. Gene Ontology annotation, biological process: L-methionine cycle. Lineage: Eukaryota; Fungi; Ascomycota; Eurotiomycetes; Eurotiales; Aspergillaceae. The coding region runs from base 1 to 1350 and encodes 449 amino acids. The record is from RefSeq and is a predicted model, not a curated record. The transcript has 4 exons. Gene Ontology annotation, molecular function: adenosylhomocysteinase activity.
AUGGCUGCUCCCGCUCACAAGUUCAAGGUCGCCGACAUCUCUCUGGCCGCCUUCGGUCGCCGCGAGAUCGAGCUUGCCGAGAUUGAGAUGCCCGGUCUGAUGGCCAUCCGUCGCAGAUACGCCGCUGACCAGCCUCUCGCCGGUGCCCGCAUUGCUGGUUGUCUCCACAUGACCAUCCAGACUGCUGUCCUCAUUGAGACCCUGGUUGCCCUUGGUGCCGAGGUUACCUGGACCAGCUGCAACAUCUUCUCCACCCAGGACCACGCCGCCGCUGCCAUCGCCGCCGCCGGUGUCCCUGUCUUCGCCUGGAAGGGUGAGACCGAUGACGAGUACAACUGGUGCUUGGAGCAGCAGCUCUCCGCCUUCAAGGAUGGCAAGAAGCUCAACCUCAUCCUCGAUGACGGUGGUGACCUGACCUCUCUCGUCCACGAGAAGUACCCUGAGCAGCUCAAGGACUGCUACGGUCUCUCCGAGGAGACCACCACUGGUGUCCACCACCUUUACAAGAUGAUGAAGGAGAACAAGCUCCUCGUCCCCGCCAUCAACGUCAACGACUCCGUCACCAAGUCCAAGUUCGACAACCUCUACGGUUGCCGUGAGUCCCUCAUUGACGGUAUCAAGCGUGCUACCGACGUCAUGAUCGCUGGUAAGGUCGCCGUUGUUGCCGGUUACGGUGACGUCGGCAAGGGCUGUGCUCAGGCUCUCCACAGCAUGGGUGCCCGCGUCCUUGUUACUGAGAUUGACCCCAUCAACGCCCUCCAGGCCGCUGUUCAGGGCUUUGAGGUCACCACCAUGGAGAAGGCCGCUCCCCUCGGUCAGAUCUUCGUCACCACCACCGGUUGCCGUGACAUCCUUGUUGGCAAGCACUUCGAGGUCAUGCGCAACGAUGCCAUCGUCUGCAACAUUGGUCACUUCGACAUUGAGAUUGACGUUGCCUGGCUCAAGGCUAACGCCAAGUCCGUCCAGAACAUCAAGCCCCAGGUUGACCGUUACCUGAUGGCCAACGGCCGCCACAUCAUCCUCCUUGCUGAGGGUCGUCUUGUCAACCUUGGCUGUGCCACCGGUCACUCUUCCUUCGUCAUGUCCUGCUCCUUCUCCAACCAGGUUCUCGCCCAGAUCGCCCUCUUCAAGGCUGAGGAUGCUGAGUUCGGCAAGAAGUACGUCGAGUUCGGCACCACUGGCAAGAAGCCCGUCGGCGUCUACGUCCUCCCUAAGGUCCUCGACGAGCAGGUUGCUCUGUGCCACCUUGAGCACGUCAACGCUGAGCUCUCCAAGCUCACCCCCGUCCAGGCUGAGUACCUUGGUCUCCCCGCCGAGGGUCCCUACAAGGCUGACCACUACCGCUACUAA